Messenger RNA from Dreissena polymorpha, 856 nucleotides. RefSeq lists its product as uncharacterized. The coding region runs from base 79 to 618 and encodes 179 amino acids. The record is from RefSeq and is a predicted model, not a curated record. Lineage: Eukaryota; Metazoa; Mollusca; Bivalvia; Myida; Dreissenidae. The transcript has 4 exons.
AUUUUCAGCUGGAAAAUAUUUGAAAUAGGAUAAUCCAAUGAGGGCAUUUUGGAACACUUUUCGGGAAGACGGGUGGAAAUGUGGAGGAAAACUUAUUUGCUAACAUACUGCUUUGCAGGCUGCUGUUCGUUGUCGACGCGAUGCGGUUUACCUAUAGACGGUGAGGCCGUUACUAGGUCGUGUGGUACGCCGUCACCGGAUGGGGACUUGACUAAGGGACCGCCGGCGGCUAUUACCGACGACAGCGGCAGCUCUUUACAUUUCGUGUCACAUGGUGGUUACGUACUGUUUUUCGUUUUGGGGAUCCUACUUAUGUUUGUGCCCGUGAUUAUUCACCUGUGCUGGAAGCGUAAAAUAGCCCAGAAAAAUCAGCGAGCGAUCACGGCUGCGCGCGAAAUGAUGGAACGCCAAAUGCAAGAGAUGAACAUUCAUCAUAUCUUCUCUAUAACAUACGGCGCUGUUGAACCUUGCGAUGGCCCUCCCACGUACGAGCAGACUCUUGCCGAUCCAGACAUGGGGAAACCUCCCCUGUAUGACGACUUACCACCAUUGUACAACGAGGCUAUGAAGUUCAACCAAACUGGCGGACAACAGCCAUCUACAACUCGACACACUUGACGUCGUAAAAAUCAGCACGAUGGUUUAAGUUUAAAAAUACUUAACAAACACAUUAUCAGCAUGUAAAUGUAUGCACUUUAGUAUCUUGAUGCAUUUAACGUCACCAUAUUUACGGACCUUUUUCUGCAAACCAACAACAACCCAAAAGCAUUUAAGACUUUGGUCGAGUAUAAAACACUAACUGUGUUACUGUACCUCGAUUAUACGUGUCUUAUAAUAAUAUUUAUCCCCAAGUGUU